Messenger RNA from Homo sapiens (human), 1766 nucleotides. It is a transcript of the gene HLA-DRB4, whose product is annotated as major histocompatibility complex, class II, DR beta 4. Lineage: Eukaryota; Metazoa; Chordata; Mammalia; Primates; Hominidae. Gene Ontology annotation, cellular component: MHC class II protein complex; endoplasmic reticulum membrane; plasma membrane. The record is from RefSeq and is a predicted model, not a curated record. Gene Ontology annotation, biological process: antigen processing and presentation; immune response. The transcript has 7 exons. The coding region runs from base 334 to 1446 and encodes 370 amino acids.
AUUGUGACUGCAGAGCUACUAUGGGGUGGGGGCAAAAAUAGGAAGUUUUGUUAACAUUGUGCCCAGGCUAUGUCUCUUAUGAAAUUGUGACACUUUCUUCAGAGAUUGCCCAUCUUUAUCAGAUGGAUCCCAAAUUAUUUCCACCACAAAAGGCGCUUGGCUACUUGUCCUGUCCAUGAGAUUUGUGUAAAGGGCCUACACACAGGUCAUUUCUUCUCAAAUCUCCACCAAUAAAACCUAUGCAUCACAUGUCCUCAGGGUCUUUAGAGGAUUUAGAAAUAAGUAUGCUAAAAUAAUUUCCCCAUACAGCACUUCCCUUUAUUAUGUUGACUUAUGUCAGACAAAAGGAGGUUUUUACUGAAAAUUUUGUGGGAGUCAAGGGAAUUCAAAGGGUCUCUCCUAGACGAUCCAGUGUUAUGUCCUCCACAGGACCUUUGGUGUUGGCCCCUCUUCCUCAUAUGUGAGGAUGGAUCCAGUGGCCUCCCCAUUAUCUCCUUUCUUUUCUUUCUGAACUCCAAUGUUUAUAAAGCCUGUACCCCUGUUGCCUAUGUAGGUUCUCUGACAAAAGUUAUACUUAGUGCUCUUUCUUUCUUAUGGGGAAAAAUCCGUGGAACUGAAGCUGAGAUCUUUAGUACGUGGAGUCACCUUACAGAUAUAGAGCAUUUAUGCGGUAUUCAUUGGUGCCUAAAGAACUUUAGGCAUCCUCUGGAAAACCGGCCCAGAGGCAGCGCAGACCAGGCACAAGCACGUUUCUUGGAGCAGGCUAAGUGUGAGUGUCAUUUCCUCAAUGGGACGGAGCGAGUGUGGAACCUGAUCAGAUACAUCUAUAACCAAGAGGAGUACGCGCGCUACAACAGUGACCUGGGGGAGUACCAGGCGGUGACGGAGCUGGGGCGGCCUGACGCUGAGUACUGGAACAGCCAGAAGGACCUCCUGGAGCGGAGGCGGGCCGAGGUGGACACCUACUGCAGAUACAACUACGGGGUUGUGGAGAGCUUCACAGUGCAGCGGCGAGUCCAACCUAAGGUGACUGUGUAUCCUUCAAAGACCCAGCCCCUGCAGCACCACAACCUCCUGGUCUGCUCUGUGAAUGGUUUCUAUCCAGGCAGCAUUGAAGUCAGGUGGUUCCGGAACGGCCAGGAAGAGAAGGCUGGGGUGGUGUCCACAGGCCUGAUCCAGAAUGGAGACUGGACCUUCCAGACCCUGGUGAUGCUGGAAACAGUUCCUCGGAGUGGAGAGGUUUACACCUGCCAAGUGGAGCAUCCAAGCAUGAUGAGCCCUCUCACGGUGCAAUGGAGUGCACGGUCUGAAUCUGCACAGAGCAAGAUGCUGAGUGGAGUCGGGGGCUUUGUGCUGGGCCUGCUCUUCCUUGGGACAGGGCUGUUCAUCUACUUCAGGAAUCAGAAAGGACACUCUGGACUUCAGCCAACAGGACUCUUGAGCUGAAGUGCAGAUGACCACAUUCAAGGAAGAACCUUCUGCCCCAGCUUUGCAAGAUGAAAAGCUUUCCCACUUGGCUCUUAUUCUUCCACAAGAGCUUUGUCAGGACCAGGUUGUUACUGGUUCAGCAACUCUGCAGAAAAUGUCCUCCCUUGUGGCUUCCUUAGCUCCUGUUCUUGGCCUGAAGCCUCACAGCUUUGAUGGCAGUGCCUCAUCUUCAACUUUUGUGCUUCCCUUUACCUAAACUGUCCUGCCUCCCGUGCAUCUGUACUCCCCUUGUGCCACACAUUGCAUUAUUAAAUGUUUCUCAAACAUGGAGUUAAAAA